GUACACCAUCAAGUCAUGGGAGAUGAUAUGAUUAGGGUUUCAGUGUUGGAUGUGAGACAACCAGAGGCUAGAGUUCCUAUGCCCACAGUGGAGGUUCAGACAAUGGGACAAGCCUUGAACACCUUCCUUCAGUGGCCUUAUAAGUUAGUAAAGGUGAUAUCUACGAAGGAUAUUGUUACCUCACCAAAGGGUAAAGGGACGGUCAUUGUUACCCCUUCUAGAAAUCUUCCUCCAAUAAAAAGGCUAUGGAGAUUAGUUGCAGAUAUGGAAGAUGACGAGCAACCCAAACAACUCCCUUGGCCUCCUGAAGUGUUUAACAUGUCUAGUAAAGUACCUCUAUAUAUAAGUCAGAGUGAUAUAUCAGAGAUUACAAAUGGUCAUUGUAUGCUAAACAUAUCAAUUUUGCAGUUAUGGUUGUUGUAAGUAUUUAAAUUAUUUUUAAUUAUA
Messenger RNA from Cajanus cajan (pigeon pea), 447 nucleotides. Lineage: Eukaryota; Viridiplantae; Streptophyta; Magnoliopsida; Fabales; Fabaceae. The record is from RefSeq and is a predicted model, not a curated record.